AUGGAUCCUUUCUCUGUCCUCCCCAUGCCUGCCCUGGCCCGCGCUCCCUCUGGACCUCAGCCAGACAAAAGAAGCGACCACGUGGCCCAGGAGCGCCAGGCAGCUCAGACGCGAAGGAUCUUUGGUCUGCGGCCGCUGGCCCAGGCUGCUCACCAGUUGCAGCUGGAGGAGGAUUUUAUAGUCUCAUCAGUGGCCGGGCCCCUCUCAGUCUGCUGCCCUCCGCCCUCCGCCCCGCAGAAACGCUCCGGGCUACAGUUGCAUCGCCUUAGAUCCAGACCCAUCAGCCAUCAUGCCGGAACUAGGAAAUCCAAGAUCACGGCUUCACGCAAGCUCCUGCUAAAGAGCUUGAUGCUGGCCAAAGCUAAGGAGUGCUGGGAACAAGAGCACUUGGAGAGGGAAGCUGAGAAGGAGCGCUACCUCGCCGAACGGAUCCCAACCCUCCAGACCAGGGGACUGUCCCUCAGUGACCUCCAGGACUUGUGCCGGGAACUGCAUGAGAAGGUGGAAGUGGUGGACGAAGAGAGGUACGACAUCGAGGCCAAGUGCGUCCACAACACCCGAGAGAUCAAAGAUCUGAAGCUGAAGGUGCUGGACCUGCGGGGGAAGUUCAAGCGCCCCCCUCUUCGCCGGGUUCGGGUCUCAGCUGACGCCAUGCUCCGGGCCCUGCUUGGCUCCAAGCACAAGGUGUCCAUGGACCUGAGGGCCAACCUCAAGUCGGUCAAGAAGGAGGACUCAGAGAAGGAGCGCCCGGUGGAGGUGGGUGACUGGAGGAAGAACGUUGAGGCCAUGUCUGGCAUGGAGGGACGGAAGAAGAUGUUUGAUGCCGCCAAGUCUCCAACUACCCAGUGAAAGGUGGGUUUUCCUGACUGAACUGUAGCAACAGCCCUUGCCCACUGACCCUGCCUGCGCUCACGCCCCUCCUCCUGGCCCCCGCGGAGAGCAGUCCUUCAAACGCUUCUGCCAGAUCUCGUGGCCUGAAACUCCUGGGUCCGGCCUCAUGGCCAUUGCCAGUUACCAACCACCCUGGGCUGCAGCCCCCAGUGAAGCCGGCCAGGGAAGCGGACUUGGAGCACCCACUGUGGGAGGAACCUAGGCUGAGACCCGACCUGAGGCUGCAGCUCGACCCCAGGCUACGGGCUUGAUCUGAGGUUGCAUCUCAGCCCCUGCCAAGCCAGGAAGGUCCCCAGAGCUCAUUCUUCCCCGUGGCAUCCCUGCCAUUCUCCCCCCAACUCACCCUGCCCACCUGCCCACAAGGGGCUUCCCCGCAUCCCUGCCAGGCAAGUGCCAGGCUGGCAAUCUCCCCCUAAAGCCCUUCCCUCCCCUUUCACUCUCUUCUCUGUUCUUGUCCCACCCUUUCCCUUCCUUCCACUUUUCAGGUGUGACUCCUUGCCUGUCUAUUAAAAGAAGCCAUAUCCUGGCAGGUUGGA
Ornithorhynchus anatinus (platypus) is the source of this 1427-nucleotide messenger RNA. RefSeq names its product troponin I1, slow skeletal type (gene TNNI1). Lineage: Eukaryota; Metazoa; Chordata; Mammalia; Monotremata; Ornithorhynchidae. The record is from RefSeq and is a predicted model, not a curated record. Gene Ontology annotation, cellular component: troponin complex. The transcript is spliced from 9 exons. Gene Ontology annotation, biological process: muscle contraction. Bases 1 to 849 code for a protein of 282 amino acids.